AUGACUCUCUGUACUGUCUAUUUUGGCGACUCCAAUUCCCCCAUCAUUACCAUCACCCGCUAUCAUUCCAAUUACAGAUUGGUAGAACAGAAUUCUAAUAGCCAUUUACUCAAAAGAGUAGAAAAGAGUAUUGUUGAUUAUUAUUACCCCCCAAAUCUUUCAAAUCCAGCAACCAGGGGAGCAUCAAACAGUAUUAAACUCCAAGUCCAAGCACCAUUUGGAAAAGAAAAUAAGAACCUUGAAAACUCAGUUCAAGCAGAAGGGUUGACUGAUUUACAUGAAUUCACAAAUUCUAGUCAAACUUCUAAACAGGUAACUAACAAAGACUCAAGAACCAAUAGUGGGAAUAAAAUGAUAAUACAGGCAGAGAUUUCAUCCUUGUCCAAUCAGAGAAUUGUGUGGUUGAAGAUUUUCUUAGGAGAAUAG
Molecule: messenger RNA, 426 nt
Organism: Puccinia graminis f. sp. tritici CRL 75-36-700-3
Lineage: Eukaryota; Fungi; Basidiomycota; Pucciniomycetes; Pucciniales; Pucciniaceae
Exons: 8
Coding region: 1-426 (141 amino acids)
Source: RefSeq, a predicted model, not a curated record